AUUAAAGACAACAUAUUAGUGUGCGUGUGAGUUAGAUGCGCCCGAGUUGACCCCGAUACCAACGUAGAUAACGAUAACACGAGAUCACGGCGGCGGCUGUUCCUCUCCACCUACCGCAAACCUGCAGGACGAGAUCUGAUCUAACAGCUGGUUGUUUCACCAGCCAUUAUAUAACUCAGCAUCAGGCCAGUGAGCGACGUCGCUUCUCCUAUCCAUUCUCCGUCCAGCUCCUCGUGGAACGACAACAAACUCUCGGCUAACAGCUAGCCAAGCUGACGCCAAGCCGAAUCGUUCGGCAGCUAGCUAGCUUGGCUCCAGUUGACGCUCGCAAAGUGUCUGCCGGCCUUAGAAAGAAGUGGACCCUCUCAUGGUGGUCUCAGUUCAAUGGGGAACUGCCUGUUUUCGCAAGGCGCGGAUGACCUGUCGCUGCUGAACGAGUCCGAAGGGGGCAGUCUGCCCGGAGAGCCUCCGCCGCCAUACCAGGAGCGCACACAGCCAGUGCCAGUGUACCAUCCCACCCCAGGCGAGAGUCGUCUGGCCAGCCAGCUGACAGAGGAGGAGCAGGUCCGCAUUGCCCAGCGCAUCGGUCUCAUCCAGCACCUGCCCAGAGGCAUCUUCGACCCGGGCUCUGACCCCUCUGACAAGAAAGUUAAAGAGUGUGUGAUCUGCAUGAUGGAUUUUGAGUAUGGCGAUCCCAUUCGGUUCCUUCCCUGCCUUCACAUCUACCACGUGGAUUGCAUUGACCCCUGGCUGAUGCGCUCCUUCACCUGCCCCUCCUGCAUGGAGCCGGUAGACGCAGCCUUGCUGUCCACUUACGAAACCAACUGAGCAGCCCCAGGUGGCUGCUCCUGCCUACAAGUAACUGCACCUUUUUUCUUUUUAGCCAAAACUGUCCUAGCUGUUCAGACAGGUAGCCAAGGUGAUGUGGCAUUAUGCACAUGUUUGGAGGGUGUUUUUAGGAUGCAGACAGAUGUUGAAAGCUGUGCCCUACAGUACAUUGUACAGUACAGGUCUGACUCUUUGCCUUUAAUAGUAGGACAAUGUGCCAAAUCAAGCUAGAUGAAGAAUAUGGAAAGCUGUCCAAGUAGCAAAAUAUUACUGCAAAGUAAUUUCACUUUUCUAUGACUGACAGUCAAUUUUCAUUUGUGAUUUUUUUAUGGUACUUAAAUGCAUGUCACCAAUGUCAUUUACUUCCCCUUUCAAGACAUAAUGUGCAAUAUGUAAUAUCAAAGGAGAAAAUGCAGGAAAUUUGUCUUGAUCAAGUGGACAGCAUUGUUUGUCAGAAUUGACCGUGUAAACAUGAAGUGAAGUUACUGUGUUUUUCAGAUGUACCCAUGGCCUUGAAUGUCACAAAAACACAGGCAUCUCUGCUGAAAUGCAAAUCAUCAAAAUACAGAAAAAUAACAAAAAAAUUUCUGAACAAAGAUAUGCGAAGACGUCCCAUGAUCAUUCAGCUUUUGAAGAUAUCUGAAGAUUGAUUCUGUUUUCUUAACUAGUGUUUGUUGUCUGGCCGUUUUUCCUUUGAAGCUGCUUUUAUAAAUCCGGAUCUGUUUUUGCCUUUCCAAAAUAUGGAUCCUCUCCUUAGCUUUGCCUCGGGUUUGUGCUCCUAGUUUUGUGUUUAAAAAAACAGUCCUCAAUGUGUCCUUUUCAUUGUUUACUCUCAGUGACAUUUACAAAGACAAGAUAUGCUGUGCAGUCCCUCUUAAAGCACCUUGGGGUACCCCUCAUCUGGCACUCUGUAGCUUAUAGAUUUCAUAGAUGAUUGUGUGUUUUGAUAUAUGUGUGAGUGUGUAAAUGUGUGUUUUUUUAGGGGAUGGUGGGUAGAGAUUUGGCAUGUUGAGGAAAUGUUGUGAAUUAACCCUGUUGGUUGAAAACCAUGUUGUAGUUACCUCUACUACUUAUUGUAGUUGGAAGCUGUUGGAUUUUGUUUGGGUUGAUGGCUUUCUUACAGCAGGGGUGAUGCAUUUCCAGAACUCCUGGGUCUGGUCAAACAAAAUUCUUCUAUCUUUUGGUAUUAGACGUGUACUCUCUGAUACUGACUUCAUAAUGUAUAGCACAAACAAGUAAAAUGGUGAGAGAGAAGCUACAACAGUAGAAAGGAAUGUAUCUUGAAUGUAAAGUAUUAUUUCAGCUUUUAAAUAUUUGGACAGUAUAAGUGACAAUAAGAAGACAUUUCUGAUUUACUCAGGCUUCUGUGCCUUUUAAGGUUGAGGUAAGCCAAUUUCCAGUGAAGUACAAUCAUUUCUGACAGGACUUUUGUUUUUCCUUUAGUUGUCCUCUAGAGGGAGGCAGAUACCAGCACUGUACUGAUUUGUGUCACUGUCAAACAGGCCUGGGAUGAAAUCAGACGUUUACUUUGGCUGCUGUUAACAAUCAUUUUGUGUUUUAAUUUAUAAUGUGUGCUGCCAGUGCACAGGUUUUAGGAAAAUCAUGAAACACAAUAAAAGUGAAUACCAAAUUUUACAA
This is a messenger RNA of Lates calcarifer (barramundi perch), 2466 nucleotides long. RefSeq names its product ring finger protein 11a (gene rnf11a). The record is from RefSeq and is a predicted model, not a curated record. Lineage: Eukaryota; Metazoa; Chordata; Actinopteri; Centropomidae. Bases 385 to 828 code for a protein of 147 amino acids. The transcript is spliced from 4 exons.